Messenger RNA from Theobroma cacao (cacao), 2586 nucleotides. Its product is annotated as SNARE-interacting protein KEULE-like. Lineage: Eukaryota; Viridiplantae; Streptophyta; Magnoliopsida; Malvales; Malvaceae. The record is from RefSeq and is a predicted model, not a curated record. Gene Ontology annotation, biological process: vesicle-mediated transport.
UUAUUGUUGUUUUUUUUGGUUUUAUUUUAUAAUGCAGUAUUACUAUGCUUUUAUCAGAUAUGUCGGGAAGAACACCUUUAUACAGGAAAGCCUCUGUUUUCUUCAGUUCAGCCAUUGCUGGGGAAUUGGUUAAUUACAUUAAGAAGGAUACCAUUCUGUUGCCUUGCAUAACAUUGAAAGAGAUGGACUUGGAGUAUUUUGCUAUAGAUAGUCAGAGUUUUAUCACUGCUGAUGAAAGCGCUUUAGAGGAUCUUUUUGGGUUUGAAGAGAAUACCUACAAGGGUGAUAGAUGUUUAAACGUGAUGGCUACCCGCAUUGCUUCUGUUUUUGCUUCACUGAGGGAAUUCCCUCUUAUUCGCUAUCGCGCUGCCAAGUCCAUUGAUGCAACCACACCGACAACUUUCUGUGAUCUGAUUCCUACAAAGCUUGCAGCUGGUGUAUGGAACCAUCUGAUGAAAUAUAAACAGAUAAUGUCUAACUUCCCUCAAGCAGAAACCUGUGACUUACUCAUCCUUGACAGAUCUGUCGAUCAGAUUGCACCUGUUAUUCAUGAGUGGUUCUAUGAUGCCAUGUGUCAUGACUUACUGGAUAUCGAGGGAAAUAAGUAUGUCCGUGAGGUUUGUAGAAAAAGCAGUGGCCCGCUGGAGAAAAAGGAGGUUCUUUUGGAUGAAGAUGAUCCUGUCUGGCUUGAGCUUCGCCAUGCACACAUAGCAGAUGCUAGUGAACGGUUGCAUGAGAAGAUGACUAACUUCAUAGCCAAGUAUAAGGACACUCAAAUCCAUUGUUCAAGAUAUGGUGGUGAGUUGUCUGCACGAAACUUGCAAAAGAUGGUUCAAGCAUUGCCACAAUAUAGUGAACAAAUUGACAAGCUCUCCCUCCAUGUAGAGAUUGCUGGAAAUAUUAAUAAAAUGAUCACAAAUCUGAGGCUUAAAGAACUUGGGGAACUGGAGCAAGAUCUGAUUUUUGGAGGUGCAGGAAUAAAGGACGUAAUUAAAUUUUUUAAAAUAAAUGAGAACACUACUCGCGAGGAUAAGUUGCGUUUAUUAAUGAUUCUUGCAGCCAUUUAUCCUGAAGAAUUAGAGGGUGAGAAAGGGCUCAACUGGAUGAAGUUAGCAAAAUUACCAGCUGAGGAUAUGAGUGCUGUGAAUAAUAUGAAAUUGCUUGGGGGAUCACCAGAUGCAAAGAAAAGCUUCACUGGAAUUUUCUCUUUGAAAUUUGACUUCCACAAGAGAAGGCAUGUAGCUAGGAAGGAACGCAUUGAUGUCGAGGAAACAUGGCAGUUGUCACGCUUUUACCCCAUGAUAGAGGAACUUAUAGAAAACCUUAGCAAUGGUGAAUUAUCAGAAAAGGAAUAUCCAUGUCUUAAUGGGCCCAGUGCAACUUCCUACGGAUCAUCUCCUACUUCACAUGUGCAUCAAGGUCUUGCUCAUUCAACAAGAUCAAGACGAACACCGACAUGGGCUAAGCGUCAAAAUGUUGAUGAUAAAUAUUCCAGUGAUUCAGUACUGAAACAUGCAUCCAGUGAUUUGAAGAGGAUGGGUAGGCGUAUUUUUGUAUUUAUUGCAGGUGGAGCCACUCGAUCAGAGUUAAGAGUUUGUCACAAACUAACGAAUAAACUGAAGCGGGAAAUUGUUCUUGGCUCUUCAAGUCUCGAUGAUCCUUCACAAUUUGUAUCGAAAUUGAAGCAGCUUGCAGCCCAUGAACUCUCACUGGAUGUUCGCAAGAUCUGAUCAAUGUGGCAAAGGGGUUUAGAGUUGAGGGGAAAGAGAGAGUCUGAUUGAUUAAGGGAAUCAGGAGGUGCUGCAGGCGGCCUGAGUGGCAACGGUUGUCAGUUAUGCAUCUCAACUAUUUUAAUUAUGCGUGUCAUUUAUAUGUCCAACCAAUGAUGAAAUUGCGAGAGAUGCAAAUUUAUUGAAGUUUCUCGAGUGAGGAACAUUGCUAAAAUUAUACACAACAAGGUGAGGGAUGUAAAAAGGAUCAAAUAUGAAGAUUUUCACACUACCAAGAAAAAACACAGCGGAACUAAUUCCGUCCAUAAUUCUCGACGGAUUAUCGAAAAGCAAAUCAUCGAUGGAAAUCACCAAUGAACACUGUGUAGUCGAUAUUUGGUUGGUACAAUUUGGUUGUAAAGAAAAAAAUACAGGGCGUCAAAUUUAUUGAUUAACAAAUUCGUCGAUUACAGUUACUAUUAAUGGAUGUAAUUGACGGAAUUUUUGGUAGGCACAAAUGGUCGGUGUGGAUGGAAUAGUUUUAAAAGCUAUCGAAUGAAACGUUCGUUAAAUUAAAAACAAAGGAGCUCACGGGGUGCCUUUUCCAUUCUCCUUUUCCCCUAAACCCUAGUCCGUCCGUCACGCCUCGACUCUCUGCUUCCCUUCAUUGUUGUUGGGCAUGUUUAUGCCAUGGAUUUGGUUUAAAACCCAAAUGUGCACGGUUUUAAUUAAAGGCGUGGUUUUAUAAAAAUCCUCCGUAAGUCUCGGAGAGAUCUCUACCCAUCCUUUUGGUAGGUUAUUAUUGCGAGAGAGCCAGGUACUUUCAGCCCUUUGAGUGGACUUGUGAGCAUGGUGGUCAGUCUGCAGCACCCUACAC